CCUCACCUUACACCUCCUGCCCCCCUCCCCAAAAUGUAUAAAGGACCAAUUGUAUUGCAAACAAAGACCAUGUAAAAGAAAGACCUUCAGGCAUCCCCAACUCUUAAAAGGCUCUGAUCCCCUGAGACACAGUGCCUGUGCGAUGCAGAGCCUCACGAAGAACUGAAAACCAAGGAGAGGGCACUUGCAGAUGACGUUGCUCCCAUGGCAGCGUCUGUGCCCGUGGGCUUCUCUCUGUGGAAAAUGGUGGAGGCUGCUUCUGCCCCAGGAGGGAGAAACACCGACUCCCUGGCUUUGGCGCCAGAAGCCUGGAUCAGCUGCCAGGUGACUUCUAUUUCUAUCUGGUUCUCGUCUGGGGGGGCCCUGGCCGGGCAGCCCCCCAACACUUCUCCUGCCCUGAAACACGGCUCUAGCCAACCUGCUCCGCUGCUUCACCUGCGACCGUCUCUGCGGGGGCUGCACGGCGCCAGCCCCUCCAGCCCGCCAGGGCAUUGUCCUCCAGCCCGUCAUGCCCAGCUGUGACCCCGGUCCGGGCCCUGCCUGCCUCCCCACCAAGACUUUCCGCAGCUAUCUGCCCCGCUGUCACCGCACUUACAGCUGUGUCCACUGCCGUGCACACCUGGCCAAACACGAUGAGCUUAUUUCCAAGUCCUUCCAAGGGAGCCAUGGCCGAGCCUACCUGUUUAACUCCGUGGUCAACGUGGGUUGCGGGCCAGCUGAACAGCGCCUCUUGCUCACGGGGCUCCACUCGGUAGCUGACAUUUUCUGUGAGAGCUGCAAAACCACACUGGGCUGGAAAUAUGAACAAGCUUUUGAGACGAGCCAGAAGUACAAGGAAGGGAAAUACAUCAUUGAAAUGUCACACAUGGUGAAGGACAACGGCUGGGACUGAGGGGCUCAGGCAGGGUGUGCCCUUCCUCCGCAUGCCCCUCCCUCCCCACGGCCCUGCCAAGCAGUCUAUACCAGCAUGAGUACUGCCCCACCCCUGGGGGAAACCUGGCUCCAACCAACCCCUCCCAUGCCUCCACCAUAUCCACUACCAGGCACCCUUUGGAACAGGGGUCUGGGGGUACCCCAGGGGUGUUAAGGCUCAGGAGUGGGCAGCAGUCAGGGAGAGACAGAACUGGGGGAAAGGGAUGAUUGUGGGUCUUUCUGUUCCCAAGAUCCUGAACAUGGAGGCGAUGGCAGGGCGUAGACUCAGGCAGAGAGGAUUGUGGGAGGAAUCCGUUUUUGCUCCACCUCUUUUUGAGUGAACAGAGGACAAACCUUGGGUCACAGGGCUAGUAGAUCGUGGACCACAGAAUAGCAGAUGAGAAAAGGCUUGGGUUGGAGUGAAAUUCUGGUCUCAGACACCAGGAGAGACCAGACUCUCUGAGGAUGAAGUUUCCCACCCCUAUUUGUAGGGAAAAGGACUUGGGUGCAGGGAAAACUCAAAUCCCAGGCCCUGGGAAAUAGUAAAAUAAUCAAAGGGUUUUCCAUUUCACUCCACUUGUUAGUUUAUCUUGGCACUGAAGAGGCACUUUCGAGUAUCUAACUUUUGCCAUUGGGUGGGGUGGGGACAGCUGCUCGCGGAACAGCCCCUAGUCGGCUGCUUCCAGAGUAAGCAGUCUUUAUGGGCUUUCUCUGAGGCCCAGUCACUGCUCCUGGGACCCAGUCCCCUGGAGGGGAGGUGGAAAAUCAGUGCUACGGGACCAGUCUUUCCCGUGGCUGCCACCAGCGAAUGAAACUUUUGUAUGAUACAUAAAGUGCUUGAGUCUAUUUUUAAUAAAAAGGGAAAAAGCAACUUGA
Molecule: messenger RNA, 1788 nt
Organism: Gorilla gorilla gorilla (western lowland gorilla)
Lineage: Eukaryota; Metazoa; Chordata; Mammalia; Primates; Hominidae
Gene: YPEL4
Product: yippee like 4
Exons: 5
Coding region: 509-892 (127 amino acids)
Source: RefSeq, a predicted model, not a curated record